Molecule: messenger RNA, 1025 nt
Organism: Nanorana parkeri
Lineage: Eukaryota; Metazoa; Chordata; Amphibia; Anura; Dicroglossidae
Gene: NRARP
Product: NOTCH-regulated ankyrin repeat protein
Exons: 1
Coding region: 148-492 (114 amino acids)
Cellular component (GO): cytoplasm
Molecular function (GO): enzyme inhibitor activity; protein binding; phosphatase regulator activity
Source: RefSeq, a predicted model, not a curated record
GAUCCUCACCAACAGAACCUGUUUCUAAAGAGAUCCCUACCAACAGGACCUGCUUCUAGAUCCUUUGAUACCAGGAUCCAGACCAGCUUCCUGCCUUCUUUGCCAUCAGGAGACCUGGCCCUCUACACACCUGGAUCCCUCCCAGCCAUGAGCCAGACAGAAGUGUCCACCUGCUCGGUCCCUCACACCCAACGGGUGUUCCAGGAGGCUGUAAGGAAAGGUAACACCAAGGAGCUCCACUCUCUUCUCCAGAACAUGACCAACUGUGAGUUUAACGUUAACUCCUUUGGCCCAGAGGGGCAGACAGCAUUGCACCAGUCUGUAAUUGAUGGCAACCUGGAGUUGGUCAAGCUGCUGGUGAAAUUUGGAGCCGACAUCAGACUGGCCAACAGGGACGGUUGGAGUGCUCUGCACAUAGCGGCCUAUGGGGGCCACCAAGACAUUGUCCUCUAUCUCAUCACUAAGGCCAAGUAUUCGUCCAGCAGUCGGUAACUGCCCGCAGGACAAGCCUAGACAUUCCAUCACUUCCUGUUUUAUGGGGGUUUAAAUCAUUUUUGUUGUGUAUGUUUUAAGAUUUUUUUUUUUUUUAAUAUUAAAGAGGCUCCGCUGCUUAAGGUUUCCAAACAAGGCUUGUGAUUUUGGAGGGUGUAUCCCCAAAUAUGUUUUCAUCGGAUCCUUUUCAACUGCUGGUUACUAAAUAUUUUUUAUCUUCCUUACAGCUGUUAGGUUUAAAAAAAAAAAAAAAGUUAUAUUUUUCCAUAAGGAACUUUAAUUUUCUAUUAUAUUAGGUACAAAAAAAAUAAUUCUGAUUUUUGUUUUCCAUGGAAAGUGACUCCUGCCUCUUUGUAUGUAUGUCUUUUUUUAUUUGCUGUUUGACAUGAUGAAGCUGCUCUUUGGUCUCCAGGUUUUAGGAAGUUUGGGGCCCACAAAGAUACAUUUUAUUACUUUUUAUUUUGUUUUUAUGUCCUUUUUUUCAUUUUUUUUUUUACAUCUACCUCGACCUUAAGCACAGUAUUUCGAAAAAA